Molecule: messenger RNA, 4317 nt
Organism: Necator americanus (New World hookworm)
Lineage: Eukaryota; Metazoa; Nematoda; Chromadorea; Rhabditida; Ancylostomatidae
Exons: 35
Coding region: 1-4317 (1438 amino acids)
Source: RefSeq, a predicted model, not a curated record
AUGGAGGCGGACGACGACUAUGAGCCGCCGUUCUCCGUUCGACGACUACGACAAGCGUAUUUGGAUCGGGUUCGUGGAUCCGUCGGUCCGGGUUUGCCACCACCGCGACGGAUCACUCCGUUGGCAGCUUCGAUCACGCCAUCGCUCCCGUAUAUUCCAGAAGAUGAUGAUGAGGAACGACGUCUAACACGAUCACAUCGUACGAAUUCGGAGAACGCCUUGAAUCGGCCAAACAACGAGAAAGCAAGAGCUCUUCGUUUCGAACCACCACCGCCGCCUAGUUUAUCGUACUCGUUACCAGUACAGCACGAAAAAUCACCUGCGGCGAGUCGUCAGUCCGACAGAUCACAUAUAGCAGCCCCAUCGCUAGUAGCGGUUAAUGUGACAACUAACCAAUCAGGGGCGAACGAACAAAAACCGUCAUCGAAUAGUGUAACGCGACCACGGGACAUUUCACGGGGCCCUGACGAGGAUUACCCAGAACGUUUGAUGAGCCCACCUCCCACAAGGGAACCACGAUCGAUAAUCAAACAAGGAUAUUACAGUAGUCAACAAAACCUACACUCAAAUCAAUCAAUGCAUGUGGAUCAUGGAAAUCCAGGUCUUUCGCAGGGGAAGAGCGGCAGUUUCAAUGACCUACCUGAAGAGCAACGCUAUCGUAUAAUGAAAGAAAAUCUGGAACGACUCCGUAGAAGCCGUGCCACCACCCCAAAACCUCCAGUGACGUCGUUCAAUGGGCCAUUUUUCAAACUCGAGGAAAUUAACAGCUCCAAAACAAACGAAUCGAUCGUUUGCAAUGGAGGCCCGGAUUAUCCUCAUCGAGAGAUGACUGAGAGUCGAACUUCGUUCGCAGAGUCCAGAGGGCUAUCGGCGUCGGAGGCGGAGCUAUCCCAGAUCAAAGAUUCAUCAGUAGUGAUUUGGCCUCCUCUCGUUGACAGAAAGCCCCGAUCUCAAUCGGUGAUGGCUAGGAGUAUCACUGACCCUGAAAGAAUCAAUGAAUAUCGUAGACAGAAGCAAUUGGAAGAGGAAGCAAUUAGACGACAUGAGGAGGAGAAGGUGAUUUCUAUGACUAAACAGCUGCGAGCGAUGCAAGUACAACAGCAGCGACUCUACGAACAACGGCAUGGUGUCACGUCACCGGUCCAAUUUAUCGAUGUCGUGGAUGCGCAGCCAUAUUUGCCACCGCAACAACAAUUCCCGACUAGAUAUCCUCAUUCCCCGGCUCCAGACAACAUGUCCCCAGACUACGGAUAUGAUGCGCAUCGUAUGCGGGUCUAUGAAACUCGACCGAUUUCUGCGCUUUCCGAAACGUCAGAUAAUGGUUUGCAUAAUACAUGGAAGAGGACGUAUAUCGUGCAAAAACCACAAGAGGUGGCCAAAAACGAAAUUUUAAGUAGCGAACAAUUACUGGAGAAGGAUCAGUACGAAGUGGAUAUUUUGAAGCGACGAGCCGCGUUUGUGGAAAAGCCCGAAGAGAAGCCAGAAAUUGUACGAACUGGACGAAGAUGGCAACCACCACCCGAGAAACCGUACGUAUGGCCGACCGUCCCGAGAGCGACCUCAGUGGACAUUAGUGUGCCCCAAGUCGAUUACAACAUGAGCCAACCACGAUCUGCUGACAAUGUUGAGUACAAGUGGGCACCAGUGAUCACUGAUCCUGGAUAUAAGAAAGAACGGAAGAAUUUCACGCCUACGAAUAGCCCACCGUUAUCGCCGAUUCGUGGACACGGUACUGGACCGCUCGAUGAGGUUGCAAAACGACAAACCAGAUAUGUGAUACAGCCGUCACCAGAUGGUAGUCACCGGCCGAAACCAGCGUUUCGAAAGGAGCGGAAGGCGCCAAGUGGAGGUUUUUAUCCUCAUGCUCCGAAUGCGGUGAAGGUAGUGAAACGACGACCAGCUUCAGCGCAAGGUUUACUCGCUCCUGUCGAUGGCACAACCGAAGAGACUGUUGAAAUUAUCCAUCAGAGGAACUUCCAUAAACUAGGUCGAGGUUACCGCGACACACCACCAAGUGCCGAACACAAUGGUCGACGAGCUGUUGGAAGAUCAGAGCCAGACGUGAACGAUUGGGAGAAAAUCUAUGACCUGCCGCCACAUUCGUCCACAAUCGUCGGUAAAGACGUGCCGACGAAUAUUGACGUUAAGCGAAGGCUUUCUCAAUUCCAAGGAUCAGUACAAAGUCUUCAACGUCGACAAGAAAACGCUAAUCGAUCCUACAGCAUGGAUGGAUCGCUUCCUUACUUCAUGCACGGAUCCAUGCACGAUAUGUCCAGCCCACAGACAUCCAGUGUUCGAAAUGACCGAGCUCAAAGCUCCGCACGACGAGACAGUUCUCGUCAACGAUCGCAGCACCGACAGCACCAAGAACAUCCCAGCACUUCUGCACAUAGCAGUCGUUCACCUUCUACACUCCCAAUAUCUCCAGCGUCACGCACCGAUACACCGACUGCGAUUCGAGUUCGAACGAAGAUGGGACAGGUGACAGCGCCUGGACCAUCUCCGGCAUCGUACGAUAGAGCUAGACCACAUGUACCGCGUCCGUUACCUCCUGGGUACAGGCUCGGAGAUCCUUUGCCUGAUCCUAGAGCUUUGUCCCCGGCACCAGGUCAUACUAAACGAAUGAUACGAAAUGUGGCUGCCAAUCAACCACCUAAGAACGAAGAUUUGGAUGAGUUGGCAAGGAAGGGUGAACAGCUUUUGGAACGAUCACGAGAACGUCGAGCCGGCUACAAACUCAUCGACUCCGAGAUCGUCAAAGAGGGACCAGAACCUGUCCCUCAAGCUUUCAAAGACCAAGUUCGCGAUCUGCUUGAGUCGCGAAACUCACUUGAAACUUCAACAACAAAGGAGCAUGAUCGUUCCGGAUAUGUCACGGAUGUUUCUACAGCGACAUGGCAAUUUUCUACGCAAUCCUUUUCGCCGCGAUCAAUUGUCUCAGUGAAUGGUGCAAGAGAUGACAUUCUCAAGAAAGAUAAAGUGUGGCCGUAUACGGUACAAGAGUCCACAUCGGUGGCGGAUUCCGGUCGAUCCUCUCGGCAACUACACGAGGUCUACGAUCGAAAAGUGGAACGAUUCGCAUCGAUGCCGAUGUUGAACGCAACUGAUCGUGCUUUCAUUAGAGUAAAGGAUGAUAAACCGAGAGGCAUUAUGAAGCGUCGAGAGUUGGAGACACGAGAUCAAAUGUUACAUCCGUCAGCUGAGAAUCAACUCAUGGAACAUCGGCAGUAUCACAGGACGCAGAGCAACGUCAGCAAUAAGCCUUCGGUCACCGAAACUGUACAGCGUUUCGAAGAAACACGUCGGACGGAAGAGGUCGAGCGACGUGUACAGCGAAAAGAACGUCGUGAUCGCCGCUCCAGACAUCAUUCCUCAUCGCGUCACCAUGGUUCUCGUGAAGCAUGGGAGAACGGAUAUAAUUCCGAGCGCCGUCUCGCUUCUGUUCCUCCGCAACGUAUCAUCUAUCAAGAAUCAAAUCGUGCAAUGAGCGAAGCUGAAAUCGACAAAGUCGUCCGCGAAGCGUACGAAGCAGCCGAUGAGGCUCGUCGUGAUCAUUAUCGAAUGCGCAGCAAUUCAUUAUCACGCGGCGGUGGUGCCGUAAACGGUUAUCUGCCUUCGAGCCAAGAAAGCUACUAUCGUCAAAGCACCACCAGAAGAGAACGUGAUCAUCGGGAUCAGAGAUACGAGGAUGAUCAUUUCGGCAGAGGAAUCGCUCACGCUCGUUAUGGUUCGCUGAGCGAUUCGCUUAGACGUGGCGAGUUGAAGUAUAUACCGAACGGUGAAGUGCGUGAGUCUCAUUGGAGCCAGAGCCAGCAAAACCGUGGCGGAGGAAUGGGCAACAUGCACAAAAGUUAUUCCACUCGUGAUGUAUUCGGCGGAGGAGACUAUGAUCGCCGCUCAACAUCAUCCUAUCGUCGUGGCAGUCAACAAAUGUCUCCUUUCGUCGAAUUCCCACCCACUUUGCCAAGACGCUCAGAACGUGAUAACUAUCGGCCCGUGAGCAAAAGUCGCAGUUAUGCGGACUGGGAUGACAUGGGCAGAGCUGGAUUCGGGCGAGAAGUCAGACGUUAUGACGAUGACAUGUCUCGCCUUGAGGCCGAGUUCCGCGAUUCGCUGCUGAUGCCACUUCCAAACGGGAAUCUGCAUGAGAGAGAUUAUCGAACAGAGCAGAUCCCCGGCGGAUACGAGACAUUCUCGAAGGACAAUCGUGCACAUUCCGGCAGACGCGUCGGCAAAGACGGUCUUCCAGUAGACUACAGCGAAGCGUCACAAGAAUACAGCUACAAACGCGAACAAGAGAUGGAUCGCCGACGCUAA